AUGAAGACACGUGUGAUAUUUCCCCUUCUGGUAGCACUAUCUAUUGUUGGGGUAAAUUGUGGAAACAAGGAUACAGUGUCUCAAUUUGCUUAUCGAGGAGACUACAUAGUUGGAGGAUUGUUCAGUUUCCAUGCUGCUGGGGCAGAUGUGACGUCUCAAAGUACCCCAAUGGCAGAGAUCUGUUCAAGUUUUGACGUCAGCCUUGCGGGAUACCGAAACUCUCUGGUCAUGAGAUUUGCUCUAGAAGAGAUCAACAAUAACACCGAACUUCUGUCAAAUGUCACUUUGGGGUAUGAGAUUUUCGACACCUGCUACAUAUAUAACAUUAUCCACCCGACUCUUGAUUUUCUGUCAAGAGGUGAUGUUUUUAACACAGAGGAAACUUAUUUUGAUAGUACUCCUAAAGUUAUAUCCGUGAUAGGUCCAGAUAGCAGCGAUGCUGCAGAGACAACAGCGGACCUAUUUAAUCUACUGCUUAUCCCUCAGGUUAAUUUCUUUGCCACAAGCAAAAGGCUUAGUGACCGGAGCCUACCAUCAUGCUUCCAGACAAUUCCUAGCAGCAAGAUGCAACAACAAGCAAUCAUAGAUAUCCUUACCUUUUUCAACUGGACUUGGAUUGCUGUACUGGGAAGUUCUGAUGAUUAUGGUAGCAAGGGAAUGCAUGACUUACUCCAGGCAGUGUCAGAUCUAAAUAUCUGCGUUGCUUACAAGGGGAUUAUACCUGCCACAAUUUCAGGCAAGGAACAAGAGUGGAAAAGCGCCAUACUUCAAGCAGUCAACAACAUAACAGCUGCUAAUGUCAACGUGAUUGUAAUAUUUUCCUUGGAUGUCAUCCUGCUUGAUUUUUUUAAAGAAGUUGUAAAGCUAAACACUCCAGGGAAAGUAUGGAUUGCCACUGAGACUUGGUCUGCGGCCAAAAACAUCUACAAUAUACCAAAUAUGCAUAGACUAGGGGUUGUACUGGGCAUAGCCGCUAAGGAUGUGAAGAUUCCAGGUAUCGAGGAAUAUCUUUUGGAUGCACAUUAUCAGAGCAACGCAAGUUCAGUAGCUAAAGAUGUGGAGGGCACGUGCAAUCAAAACUGUCAGAGUUGUCUUAAUACUACAGAGAGCGUCCUCCUUGAUCUGUCUAGAGAAAGAGUGAGCUUUAGUGUGUAUGCGGCUGUCUACGCUGUUGCCCACGCACUGCACGACGUUCUUGGAUGUAAUGAAAUGUAUUGCAACAAAAAAACUGUUCACCCAUGGCAAGUCACAGAAGCUCUUGGAAAAGUCAACUUUACCCUGUUGGGCAACCAGAUCUACUUUGAUCAAUAUGGUGACUCUCCCACUGGUUAUGAUAUUGUCUUCUGGGACUGGUGGGGACCAACUCCAUUUGAAAACAUUGGUUCAUAUACAGAAUUAGGAAAUCUUACCAUCAACCCAGAGAAAAUCAAAUGGGGAACAGAAAAAAACAUGGUGCCGUCAUCAGUAUGUUCUCCAGAAUGCCUCCCAGGGGAAGAAAAGAAACCGGAAGGGAACUUUAAAUGCUGUUUUAUCUGUGUUAGCUGUGUUGCUGGGACUUAUCUCCAUGAAAAUGGUACCUGCGUAAAUUGCAAGAAAGGCCAGUGGUCUACGGAGAGAAGCACCACCUGCUUUGAUAAGACACGGGUGUACCUUACGUGGGAGAGUAACCUAACCAUAGCUUUAUUUGUGAUGACUCUCCUGGGAAUGCUGCUGACAGCGGUGGUGAUAGUCACAUUUAUUGUCCAUUUACAAAGCCCAGUGGUUAAAGCUGCAGGGGGUAAAAGGUGUUUUCUGAUGUUGCCUGCCCUGACAUUGGCCUACUUCAGUAUCUUGGCCUACCUUGGUGAACCGAGUACCCUAAAGUGCACCAUGAGACAUCCUAUAUACAGCAUCGCCCUCACCGUCUGCUUUUCUUAUAUUUCUGUCCGGUCAUUUCAGAUUGUUUGUAUUUUUAAGAUGGCUUCCAAAUUACCAGCCACAUAUGAUUAUUGGGUGAAGCAGAAUGGCCAGUAUGUUAGUCUUGCUGUGCUUUCUGGAAUUCAGGUUCUGAUAUCUUGUGUCUGGAUUUUCACUGACCCUCCUACAGCGUCCAUCAAGGACUUGAGCUCCGACAAGGUCCUGGUGGACUGCAGCCAGUUCGGAUCAGUGUUUAAUAUCAUACAGUACAGUUACAAUGCUUUCCUCAGUCUUUUGUGUUUUACUUUUGCUUACAUGGGUAAAGAGCUGCCCAAAAAUUACAACGAGGCUAAGUGUAUCACAUUUGCCAUGCUAAUUUACUUUGUGGUCUGCAUCUCUUUCUUUACUGCUCAAAUCAUUGACGUCGGAGAACUUGUUACUCCGACUAAUGCAGCCCUGGCUUUGGUUAGUCUUCUGGGAAUCACAGGGGGAUAUUUCUUUCCAAAAUGUUAUAUUAUUUACUGCAAGCCUCAGUUCAACACCACAAAAUACUUCCAAUCAACCAUCCAGUCAUAUACCAAACGAGGCUCUGGAAGCGCCAAAUAG
Spea bombifrons (plains spadefoot toad) is the source of this 2502-nucleotide messenger RNA. It is a transcript of the gene TAS1R2, whose product is annotated as taste 1 receptor member 2. Gene Ontology annotation, cellular component: sweet taste receptor complex; membrane. Bases 1 to 2502 code for a protein of 833 amino acids. NCBI's taxonomy places the organism in Eukaryota, Metazoa, Chordata, Amphibia, Anura, Pelobatidae. Gene Ontology annotation, biological process: G protein-coupled receptor signaling pathway; sensory perception of sweet taste. Gene Ontology annotation, molecular function: sweet taste receptor activity; G protein-coupled receptor activity. The record is from RefSeq and is a predicted model, not a curated record. The transcript is spliced from 6 exons.